AUGGCGGCAAUUAAUUCAAGCAAAGCACGGGUGGAAGCACCUGUUCUCCUAGCCGACAACCAAUUCGACGAUUCUCAGCUGACUGAGGAUCUUACAAAAGACUAUGCCGAAGAGAGCAGAUCUAUUGUACCCUACCUGCUAGAAAAGAGCCCAGAGUACCGAGAACUCAGUGAUGUGAGACAACAGGAAUGGGAAACCCCAGAAGGCGAUGAAUAUUUCGCAAACGUUCGUCGAAAUGCUGCUAAGUCCGAUGAAGAGACCUCGGCCUACUUUCAUAAGCUCAUGAGCGCAAUCGGGCACGAAAUUGAUAAAGCCACGGAUGCCUUCAGAGUUCAACAGGCUGAUUCAACUCCACCUACCAUUCUGGACAUAUGCAUGGCGCCCGGUGCAUUCCUCGAGAUAGCAUUGAAAAAGAACCCAGGCUCACACGCUCUCUUGCCUGUCUCCUGUGGAGGGUAUAGGAGCCGUCUAACAGGUAACUCGAAUACCAAGCGAGUAUUUCUCGACGUGACUAUGCUUGCUGCGGACAUGGAUGCGGACCAGAUCCCCGAGGGUCAUGAAGAUGCUGAGAACUUCUUGCCCCGACAACUUGCGGAAGGUCGGCUUUUUGAUUUGGUCAUAUGUGAUGGGCAGGUCUUGAGGCUGCAUUCACGCGCCCUGUAUCGAGAGAAACGGGAAGCGACGAGACUAGCCAUCACACAGCUUGCUUUGGGUCUCCAGCACCUUAGACCUGGUGGCACUAUGAUCGUUCUUCUUCACAAGCUAGAAGCGUGGAAUACCGUCAAUCUUAUUUGGAUGUUCCAUAAAAUCUCGUCGGUUCGGCUUUUCAAGCCAAAGACAGCUCACACCAAACGAUCGUCUUUUUACCUGAUUGCUACGAAGGUUGAAAGCCAAAACCCAGAAGCUAUCGAAGCGGUCAAGCGUUGGAAGAGAAUCUGGCGGGUUGCCACCUUUUCCUCUGAUGAAGAGUACAGCGAGGUGAUCUUGGACGAAGACUCGUCUAUAGAAACAGUGCUCGAGAACUUCGGUCCAGAACUCGUAAAGUUGGGCAAGGCAAUAUGGAAGAUACAGGCAGAUGCGCUGGCUGAUGCAUCAUCCGUGUAG
This is a messenger RNA of Penicillium griseofulvum, 1104 nucleotides long. RefSeq lists its product as uncharacterized. The coding region runs from base 1 to 1104 and encodes 367 amino acids. The record is from RefSeq and is a predicted model, not a curated record. Gene Ontology annotation, molecular function: methyltransferase activity. NCBI's taxonomy places the organism in Eukaryota, Fungi, Ascomycota, Eurotiomycetes, Eurotiales, Aspergillaceae. The transcript is spliced from 2 exons. Gene Ontology annotation, biological process: methylation.